GUUCUCCCUUUUGCCACUGGAAUCAGGAGAAUGUUGCAGAGGAAUUGCAUUCCUGGUAACAAGAUAACCCAGCAAGACUCAGACUGCUAACCCAAGGAUCAACUAUUAAGGCUGACCAGAAAAUAACACAGAGAAAAAUGAAAAUUGGUAAGGACUGACAUGGCCGGCUCAAUAGCUUUUCAAGACUUUCCCCCUGGACUACCAACAUGUUUCUUUCCUGUGGUUCCCUGCACCAGAGAGGACCUGAGACAGAUGGGACCGUGUUCAGAAUUCACACAAAAGCUGAAGGAUUUAUGGAUGCGGAUAUACCUCUGGAAUUGGUGUUCCAUUUGCCAGUCAAUUAUCCUUCAUGUCUACCUGGUAUCUCGAUUAACUCUGAACAGUUGACCAGGGCCCAGUGUGUGACUGUGAAAGAGAAGUUACUUGAGCAAGCAGAGAGCCUUUUGUCGGAGCCUAUGGUUCAUGAGCUGGUUCUCUGGAUUCAGCAGAAUCUCAGGCAUAUCCUCAGCCAACCAGAAACUGGCAGUGGCAGUGAAAAGUGUACUUUUUCAACAAGCACGACCAUGGAUGAUGGAUUGUGGAUAACUCUUUUGCAUUUAGAUCACAUGAGAGCAAAGACUAAAUAUGUCAAAACUGUGGAGAAGUGGGCUUCAGAUUUAAGGCUGACAGGAAGACUGAUGUUCAUGGGUGAAAUAAUACUGAUUUUACUACAGGGAGACAGAAACAACCUCAAGGAGUACUUGAUUCUUCAGAAAACCUCCAAAGUAGAUGUGGACUCAAGUGGAAAGAAAUGCAAAGAGAAAAUGAUUAGUGUACUGUUUGAAACAAAAGUACAGACAGAACACAAAAGGUUUCUGGCAUUUGAAGUCAAAGAGUAUUCAGCGUUGGAUGAAUUACAAAAGGAAUUUGAAACUGCAGGACUUAAGAAGCUUUUCUCCGAAUUUGUACUUGCUCUGGUAAAAUGAAAUGGAAGACGGGAAUCUUUUAGUAAAAUAGCAGUGUUUUUUGUUGUUUUUGCAUUGGAUUUGGGGAGUGGUUAAUUGAAAUAGUCAAUUUUAAAGUUUCUCUGAAGCAAAAUGAUAGGCAUCAUUCUAACUUCAGGAACCAAAGCCAGUUCUGUUUUAUGAAAUAUUAAACAUGAAGAAAACUUGUAUAUUCUAAUGUUUGCCAGGAAAGGCUAGGUUCAGUAGAUGAGACAAUAUUUAAAAGAUAAAUUUAAAAAGAUGGUAAAUGAACACUUGUUUUUAUAGACAAUAUUUGUUUGGAACUAUGUAAUUUUCUGGCUAAUUUUCUUGUAAUUAAAUGAUUUUUAAAAAAAGAUUUGUUUUCAUGUUUACUUUUCUUAUGUUUAUAUUUUUAGCAUUUGAUCGCCAUUUUCCCCCAUCCAGCUUAUGUCUAAUGUUUUAAUAAAUGUUAAGAAAAAUAUAACACUGAUUUUUUUAAUGGAAUUGCAUAAAUUGUUUAAAUGCAAAGUUCUAUAGAACAAGAUUUAUAGUUGCUUUUUGAGGGUGUUCUAGAAUAGCAUGAUACUUGCUAGCCUUAGGACUAGAGAUUUGAUUCCAAUUAAAAUUCUUAUUUGAAAAAUUGAACUUCUUGUUUUAUAAGAAGAGAAAUGUUCAUACAGAAUGAACCUGGCUUGCAAGAUGGAGGAAAUUAUAUAAAAAUACUAUUUUUUAUUUCUUAUGAAAUCUGUCAAAACAUAGUGAAACAUAUUUAUCAUGAACUAAUGAGAGAAGCCGUAAGAUAAAACUUGUAUUAAAAUCUGUAAUAAAAAUGUAAGUAGACAUUUGUAUCUCGGAAAGGAUAUUUGUACGCAUGAAGCCACUUGGGCUGCUAAAAUAAGGGGCUGAGUCAUGGAAGAAAGGCCAAGUGAAUCCCUUUGGCUGCCACCUAUGAAGUAUAGUGAUAUCAUUAUAUAAUUAUAACUGAUGGGGGAGGGAAGUGAGGAGAAUGUGGCUGAGCAGUGUUUCCUGACAGUAAUGCUCUGUGGUGAUGUCAGUUCAAUCUGAUUGUCUUAUUUUCAGGUACCUUUGUAAUUUAAUUAUACCUAUCUGUUGAUUAUUUUAUGGGGUUUCUUUAAUGAGGAGAUGUUCAGUUUACUCUCA
Gorilla gorilla gorilla (western lowland gorilla) is the source of this 2105-nucleotide messenger RNA. RefSeq names its product RWD domain containing 3 (gene RWDD3). Gene Ontology annotation, molecular function: protein binding. The record is from RefSeq and is a predicted model, not a curated record. Bases 207 to 965 code for a protein of 252 amino acids. Gene Ontology annotation, biological process: positive regulation of protein sumoylation; positive regulation of hypoxia-inducible factor-1alpha signaling pathway. The transcript is spliced from 5 exons. Lineage: Eukaryota; Metazoa; Chordata; Mammalia; Primates; Hominidae.